Molecule: messenger RNA, 645 nt
Organism: Ilex paraguariensis (yerba mate)
Lineage: Eukaryota; Viridiplantae; Streptophyta; Magnoliopsida; Aquifoliales; Aquifoliaceae
Source: the annotation of a GenBank genome assembly
AUGGAACCUCUACCAGGCCGCAAUGCACUGGUACCUCCUCAACCUGGAGAGAAAGUUGUGAAUUAUCUGACUCGUCCAGUGGAUACAACCACAGAUUUUGAAGGAACAACUAGUCUUCAACCUUCUCAACCGGCAUCAUCUGGAAAUGCCAUUUCUGGGAGCAUGGCAGGGCCUCAUGUAAUGCCAAGUAGAUCUGUCCCUCGGCCCAUGCCAAUGGUUGGCAUGCAAAGGAUGCAACCUCAGGGUUUAACGGGUUAUAAUCUCAGUUCUCAGGCAGGGAUGGGUGGUCAAAUGAAUCCUGGGGGCAUCCCAAUGCCACGAGGUGUUACUGCCCAGGCUCAUCAACAGCAGCAGGCAUCAUCUGGAAAUGCCAUUUCUGGGAGCAUGGCAGGGCCUCAUGUAAUGCCAAGUAGAUCUGUCCCUCGGCCCAUGCCAAUGGUUGGCAUGCAAAGGAUGCAACCUCAGGGUUUAACGGGUUAUAAUCUCAGUUCUCAGGCAGGGAUGGGUGGUCAAAUGAAUCCUGGGGGCAUCCCAAUGCCACGAGGUGUUACUGCCCAGGCUCAUCAACAGCAGCAGAUGAGAAGAAAAGACCCAGGAAUGGGAAUUACAGCAUACCCUCCGCAACAGAAAUCGAGGCGCUUCUGA